Nematostella vectensis (starlet sea anemone) is the source of this 1224-nucleotide messenger RNA. RefSeq lists its product as uncharacterized. The record is from RefSeq and is a predicted model, not a curated record. The transcript has 2 exons. Lineage: Eukaryota; Metazoa; Cnidaria; Anthozoa; Actiniaria; Edwardsiidae. The coding region runs from base 1 to 1224 and encodes 407 amino acids.
AUGGCACAUGCAGCAUUGCCCGCAUCAGUCCCAUCGGUGACGCCUCUAAAGUCCGACAGGUUCGAUGCACAGUUUAUUAAACACCCCGAUCAACACCUGGUGGCAUAUGUACUAGAUGGUAUACGCCAUGGGUUUAGAGUAGCAUUUGACGGGUCUUCAGCACUCCUGUCGAGCAAAAAGAAUAAGCAAUCUGCACAGGAGCACCCUUCGGUGGUCGACGAUUAUCUGGCGAAUGAGGUAUCGCUAGGUAGAGUGGCUGGGCCGUUUGCAUACCCUCCAUUCCCCAACCUACACAUCAGCAAAUCUGGGGUGAUCCCUAAGAGCGGGCAGCCCGGGAAAUGGCGUUUGAUUGUCGGCCUAUCAUCGCCUGAGGGCGCUAGUGUGAAUGACGGGAUUGAUCCCGAACAGUUUACCUUGAACUACAUACGAGUCGACGAUAUCAUUAAAAUGAUAGACAAAUUCAGCCCGGGGGCUUCAAUCGCAAAAUUCGACGUCAUGUCGGCGUACCGGAACGUCCCAGUCCACCCCUCCGAUCGUUAUCUUUUGGGUAUGAGAUGGCGCGCACAUUAUUAUGUUGAUCUUGCAUGGCCGUUCGGCCUCCGCUCCGCCCCAUACAUCUUCAAUACAGUGGCCUCUAUGGUGGAGUGGAUUCUGGUAAACAAUCACCAAGUGUCGGACAUUAUGAACUACCUUGACGAUUUUAUUUUGGCGGGCCCACCCGACUCUCCGAGGUGUGCGCGAGAUCUGUCAGUGGCGCUACAGGUCUGCACCAAUCUUGGCCUUCCUUUGCAUCCGGGCAAGUGUGGUGGCCCCUCCUCGACACUUACCGUUCUAGGUAUAGAACUAGAUUUAGUCAACCGCGUAGCCCGGUUACCAGCAGACAAGUUGGCGAAUCUACGCGCACUCAUCAAUAAGUGGUCUCGCCUAGAUUGUUGCAUCAGGCACGAUUUAGAAUCUUUAAUCGGCCACCUUCAUCACGCUGCUAAAGUAGUGUGGCCUGGCCAGCCGUUCAUCCGGCGCUUGAUCGAUCAACUCCGAUGCUUCAGACAUGACAGACACCCAAUUCGCAUUAACAAUGAAACUCGUCACGACAUGGCGUGGUGGCAACAGUUCUUGGAAUCUUGGAACAGUGUCAGCUUCUGGCUUUAUCCUGGUUUAGAAGCGACUCCUACGGUCGGUAUACUAUCCACCGCCACCUGGGCCUUGGGUUUCCAGACCACCUAA